Molecule: messenger RNA, 3618 nt
Organism: Coffea arabica (coffee)
Lineage: Eukaryota; Viridiplantae; Streptophyta; Magnoliopsida; Gentianales; Rubiaceae
Source: RefSeq, a predicted model, not a curated record
CAAGAAAUGUAUGAGUAUUAAAGUUAAGUAGUGUAAUAACCACUUGAUUAAAAGAUAUGCUUAUGUAAGGUUCUUGACUCUUUUUUCCACACAAAACAGACCAUUGCAAUUGACAUGAAUGUUUCCAGUCUGUUUCAAACCACUCCAGCCAAUGCCGUGUUUUUCUUCUUUUUAUACAAAGGGGAGUAGAAACUUGGAUGCAUUAUGCCAGAAAUCACUAUAGCUACUUAUAGUUAAUCUUCACUGCAUUUUCAGCAUAAUUAUUGAAGAAAACUCGUGCCAUACUUCUUUUCUCUUGAACUUUCUGUUUCUUUUGCAAUUUCUGCACAAGAUUUUGUUUCCAGAUCUGCAUAUUGAUUGGCUUUUGUCAGUUCAAGACAUUUAUCUUUUGAAGCAUCUUGCUUGUGGGAUUGUGUUUCUUCAUCCCAUUUCUCAAGAUUUGGCAAAUGCCCAGAAGGGUUCAGUGAAGGUAACUUAGAUGCUUUUGCUUAAUUUUUGUUUCUGUUCUUGAAGAUGUUGAGAAAGAUAGAAACUUGUUAUCUUUACUGAGAUGUAUUUGGAUGUCAAGUCAUUACUGUGAUUCAAGAUUUGAGCUUUUUAUCUGUUCUUGCUCCUUUUCUUGACUAGCUGUUGGUGGUUUUUUCUGCAUCCUUUUUGAAGGGAUAAAGGGUGAACACAGAAAGAGAAGAACAGGUAAAUUAGGAAGGGGAAGGAAGAAAUAUUGGUCAAGCAUGAGGCUCCAAGGCAUGGGAUUCUUUGGCCUAUUUGUUAUAGGGAUGAUAUGUGUACUUGUUAGAAUAGGAGAUGCUCAGAUGAAUGCAUUUUUAGUUAAUUGUGGAUCGAAUUCCAGUAUUAAUGUGAAUGGCAGAAAAUGGAUUGGUGACUCAUCUCCAGGGAACAAUAUCACCAUGAGUGCACCUGGUAUUGAAGCAUCCACUGCCAUGGUCAGUGGAGAUACAGUUUAUGCAUCACUAUACAAAACUGCUAGAAUUUUUACGGACAGAUUAAAUUACACUUUGCAAGGAGCACAGGGCAGCUAUUUUCUUCGGCUCCAUUUCUAUCCGUUUGCAUUUCAAAAUUUCAAUGCAAAUCAAUCUUACUUUUCUGUGGAGGCCAAUGGUUUGAAGUUGGUUUCUGAGUUCAAUGUCCCUGGUGAGAUUGGAGACAAGAAUAGCAAUUUGCAGGCUUCUAAAGGCAAUUCUAGUUUUACUUCCUUGGUGAAGGAGUAUUUCUUCAAUGUGGAAAGCAAUGGUAUUGCAAUUGACUUUAUUCCAAGCAAAGGUUCUUUUGGUUUUGUGAAUGCAAUAGAAGUUAUUCCAGUUGCAGAUAAGCUCUUUCUUGACUAUGUAAAGAAAGUGGGUGGAAAUGGUGCUAAUAGUUCUCUUAAUUUGAGCAAAAGGGGGAUUGAAACUAUGUAUAGGUUAAAUGUAGGGGGAUCGACAAUCAAUCCUGAUCAGGAUUCGGAGCUCUGGAGAUUAUGGGAGCUGGAUUCUGGCUACAUGAUCAAUGUAGAUGCAGGGUCAGAAAUCAGAAACAAAUCCUACAUAGUCUAUGCUUCACCUAAUGACACCUAUUUUGCUCCCAUUCCCGUAUAUGAAUCGGCUAGAACUAUGUCCAAUAAUGAUGUCUUGGAGAAAAGGUUUAAUAUGUCAUGGAAAUUGGAAGUGGAUCCUGAUUUUGAUUACCUUGUCCGAUUACAUUUCUGUGAGCUGGUAUAUAAUAUAUCAAAUCAAAGAAAUUUCAGAAUCUAUAUAAACAAUAAAACUGCAGCCGACAAUUUUGACAUCUUCACCCGAGCGGGUGGAAUGAACAAGGCAUACCAUGAGGAUUACUCUGAUGUGAUGCCUUCCCAAUCGAACAACCUGUGGAUACAGCUUGGUCCUGAUGCAAGCGCUGCUGCUGCUGGAACUGAUGCUCUCUUGAAUGGUUUAGAAGUUUUCAAGUUGAGUCGAGAUGGUAAUCUAGCUUUUGUACAGAGCUAUCAGAAGUCAGAAGAGAAAAAGUCUUCAAGAUCUUUGAUACUUUGGGUGGCAAUUGGUGCUGGCAUUGCUUCUAUUGUCAUUCUUGCAGCUAUCGUAGCGCUUAUUUUCUGGUUAUGUAGAAAGCCAAGCACUCAACAGGGUGAUACGAAAAAGACCUCUCCUGGAUGGCGACCUAUAUUCCUUCUUGACAGCAGUACUAAUGCAAAGGGAUCUCCACGAGGUCAAAAUCCCAGUGGAUUUGCAGCCAGUAGGUCCGGAAGGCGUUUCACCCUUGCAGAGAUUAGAGCAGCCACAAACAAUUUUGACGAAAGUUUAGUGAUUGGUGUUGGAGGAUUUGGUAAGGUGUUCAAAGGAGAACUUGAAAAUUGCACACUGGCUGCGAUUAAGCGAGCUAAUCCACAGUCUCAACAAGGUCUGACAGAAUUUGAAACAGAGAUUGAGAUGCUAUCCAAACUGAGGCACAGGCAUCUGGUUGCCAUGAUAGGAUUCUGUGAUGAACAAAAUGAAAUGAUAUUGGUAUAUGAGUUUAUGGCUAAUGGUACACUUAGGAGUCAUCUCUUUGGGACUGACCUUCCAUCAUUGACGUGGAAGCAACGAAUAGAAGUGUGCAUUGGUGCAGCCAGGGGCCUGCAUUACCUUCAUACAGGAUCAGAACGGGGAAUUAUCCACAGGGAUGUCAAGACUACAAAUAUAUUGUUGGAUGAGAACUUUGUAGCAAAGAUGGCUGAUUUCGGGCUGUCCAAAACUGGUCCAUCAUUGGAGCACACACAUGUGAGUACCGCAGUCAAAGGGAGCUUUGGAUAUCUAGACCCUGAAUACUUCAGAAGGCAGCAGUUGACUGAGAAAUCUGAUGUCUACUCAUUGGGGGUGGUAUUGUUUGAAGUCGUAUGUGCACGAGCUGUUAUCAACCCAACGUUGCCAAAAGAUCAGAUCAAUCUUGCAGAAUGGGCAAUGAAAUGGCAACGCCAGAAAUCACUUGAAACCAUUAUUGACCCACGACUCAAUGAGAAAUAUUCUCCAGAAUCUUUAACUCGAUUUGGAGAGAUCGCUGAAAAGUGUCUUGCAGAAGAAGGGAAAAGCAGGCCAACCAUGGGGGAAGUUUUAUGGCACCUGGAGUAUGUCUUACAAAUUCAGGAAGCUUGGCUGAGUACAAUUGCAGAAGAAAUGUCCUUCACUGGUAGUCAACUUCUGGAGCUUCCUGAGGAUAAUGAUAGUACAGAACUGGAUAAGGAAGGUGGUUUGGAUAAACCAUGUAAAAAUGGUGUAUCUGCAGCAGUGGCAGCUGAUCAACCUGAUCAGUUAGUUGUUGGAGGAGCUGGAGUUUUCGCAGAUUUCAAGUCUACAAGGGAGGUGAUGAUCCAAAAAGGCAUGACUGUCAUAUUCAAUGAUGUUAUCCUGUUGCUGACAGUUGGAGAUGAAAAGGGUAUGCAAAGGCAUGGCAGGGAUGAGGGGCAGGAGCGGUCAUCAGCUUCUGAACUGUUCACGGUCAGAUUUUGGCAAAAAAAAAUAUGCGGUUCAUAUUAUUAGUUAUACAUCGAUUUUCACAACGUGUGUGGGACCCGUAAAAUUUUGUACUAAAGUUAUACGUUAUGCAAACAAAGUUACGCCGUGUGCAAUCAAAGUUAUGCGCUGUUGA